AUGCAGUAUCUAUUGCAGGCCAUGGAACCCAAAUCGAAAGCAGAACGCCUAGUCCUUAGCUUCCCGGCAACGGCAGCUAAUUAUCCUAAAGCCAUCGAACAACUAAGAGAGCGCUUUGGACGCGAAGAUUUACUUGUGCAAAUCUAUGUGAGAGACUUGUUAAGCCUAGUGAUGAAGAACGCUGUAACCGGAAGAGCAAAAACGGAUCUACCCUCCCUGUAUGAUGAACUAGAAGGAAAAUUGCGAGCGUUGGAAAGUUUGGGGAGAACCCAAGAAAAAUAUGGGGAUUUUUUGACCCCCUUAGUGGAAAGUUGCUUACCAGAAGAAGUACUGAUGGCAUGGGAAAGAAGCAGAAAUCACGACUCCAUUGAAACUAAAGGGAACUCGAUCCUUGCAAAUAUUUAA
Stegodyphus dumicola is the source of this 405-nucleotide messenger RNA. RefSeq lists its product as uncharacterized. The record is from RefSeq and is a predicted model, not a curated record. NCBI's taxonomy places the organism in Eukaryota, Metazoa, Arthropoda, Arachnida, Araneae, Eresidae.